This is a messenger RNA of Kickxella alabastrina, 192 nucleotides long. RefSeq names its product high mobility group box domain-containing protein. The record is from RefSeq and is a predicted model, not a curated record. The transcript has a single exon. NCBI's taxonomy places the organism in Eukaryota, Fungi, Kickxellomycota, Kickxellomycetes, Kickxellales, Kickxellaceae. The annotation marks the transcript as partial.
AUGUCUGCAUUUCUAUACUACUUGACAUCUGAAAGACCACGGCUUGCCAAACAUAUCGGCGACAUGACUAUUGGCCAGCAGACAAAGCUCAUCGCCAAACAGUGGAAGGUCAUGGAUGAUAAUAAGAAGGCACCCUGGGAGAAAAUGGCAAGAAGCGACAAGGACCGUUAUGCACGCGAGCGGCGAGAGUAU